Messenger RNA from Miscanthus lutarioriparius, 204 nucleotides. The record is from the annotation of a GenBank genome assembly. NCBI's taxonomy places the organism in Eukaryota, Viridiplantae, Streptophyta, Magnoliopsida, Poales, Poaceae.
AUGAAUAUAUUGCAGUACGAGGGGCACCGUGCGAAGAAGGACCCGGCGAACGCGCAGAGGCACAAGAUCGAGGCCGGCGUGGCGGCGGCGGCGGCGCUGGGCGGCGGCGGCUACGCGUACCACGAGCACCGCGAGCAGAAGGAGGCCCACUACGAGACCAAGCAGCAGGAGCACAGGGUGCCGCACGGCUACUACAGCAACUGA